Messenger RNA from Balaenoptera ricei (Rice's whale), 3098 nucleotides. RefSeq names its product 3-hydroxy-3-methylglutaryl-CoA lyase (gene HMGCL). The record is from RefSeq and is a predicted model, not a curated record. NCBI's taxonomy places the organism in Eukaryota, Metazoa, Chordata, Mammalia, Artiodactyla, Balaenopteridae. Gene Ontology annotation, biological process: ketone body biosynthetic process; L-leucine catabolic process. The transcript has 9 exons. The coding region runs from base 1445 to 2524 and encodes 359 amino acids. Gene Ontology annotation, molecular function: hydroxymethylglutaryl-CoA lyase activity.
GUCGGUGGUGGUGGGGAAGGGGAGAUUUCCUAUAGAGGACUUUAUAUAGGACAGACUUUAUACAGAGGAGACUCGGGGUCUUUUUUUUAACGUCUUCAACUGCUGAAGGUUUUAUCUCCUCUCAGACUCACUCUCCUUGUCAUCACCCAGCCUAUGAUUAUAAGAGAACAGAGCCCCGUCCAUCCCCACAGCCCCACAAAGUCCAAGACUACUUCUCACCACACUCAGUAAUUGCCCUCCUCUGGGGCAGGUAUGCUCUUCAUGCAUUUAUUUGUUGUUUUAAUAACUAUUUAAUGAGUGCCUCCUUUGUGCCAAGCACAAUGUCAAACGUGAGAGGAAGUGGAGGUUAUGACAAACUCGCUCACAGAGCAUACAUUCUACUGGAGGAAUCAUUGAGCAGGCAUUAUUUGCAGUGCUCUCAGGAUGUAAUUAUAGUCCUGAAAUAGAAAAUAAUGAGGGUGAGGGGAUUGGCAACUUUACAAAGGGUAGUCAGAGGGGCCUAUCUAUGACUGAAAGAUGAGAGGGAGCCAGAUAUGGGAAGGGCCAGGUGAAGAGCAUCCUGGGCAGAGGGAACUGUAAGCCCUGAGGCCCUGCUGUGGGAGAAAGGCUGGUGGGUCUGGAGUAUAGUGACCCAUCUGAGGGGUGGGUGCAGAACAGAAGGAACCAGUAAUGAGUUCACGGAGAUUGGCAGGAGUCAGGUGAUAAGAAUCUUAUAGGCCAUGGUGAGUGGGGAAGGAAUGAGUCAGGUUUCUGGCUUAGGCAACAGGGUGUAUGGGAUGCUUCUUACUGAGAUAGGAAGACUCAAGUCGGACUGGGCUUUAGGAGAAAUUAAAGUUCUGUUUGGGGACAUCUGUGAGAGCGCAAAUAGGUUUGUUUAAAAAAACAACCUAGGGGGGCUUCCCUGGUGGCGCAGUGGUUGAGAGUCUGCCUGCCGAUGCAGGGGACACGGGUUCGAGCCCUGGUCUGGGAAGAUUCCACAUGCCACGGAGCAACUAGGCCCGUGAGCCGCAGUUACUGAGCCUGCGCGUCUGGAGCCUGUGCUCCGCAACAAGAGAGGCCGCGAUAGUGAGAGGCCCGCGCACCACGAUGAAGAGUGGCCCCCACUUGCUGUAACUGGAGAAAGCCCUCGCACAGAAACGAAGACCCAACACAGCCAUAAAUAAAUAAAUAAAUAAAUGGAUCAUCACGUUAAAAAAAAAAAACAACCUAGGGACUUCCCUGGUGGCACAGUGGUUAAGACUCCACGCUCCCAAUGCAGGGGCCAGGGUUCGAUCCUUGGUCAGGGAACUAGAUCCCACAUGCAUGCCACAACUAAGGAGCCUUCGAGCCACAACUAAGGAGCCCACAUGCCACAACUAAGGAGCCAGCGAGCCACAACUAAGACCCAGCGCAACCAACUAAAUAAAUAAAUAUUUUUUAAAAAUAAUUUAAAAUAUAAACCUAAAUGCUCAACUGUCAGGCGGUUGGAAAUGGGUCUGGACUAAAGGAGAGUUGGAAAUGGCCCUGUACUGGGAGCAUGAAUCACUUACUCCAGAGGUCCCCAACCCCCGGGCCAUGGACCAGCAUCAGCCUGUGGCCUGUAAGGAAUCGAGCCGCACAGCAGGAGGUUAGCACCUCAUCUGUGGGUACUUUCCCAAAGCGAGUGAAAAUUGUGGAAGUUGGUCCCCGAGACGGACUACAAAAUGAAAAGAAUAUUAUACCUACUCCAAUGAAAAUCAAACUGAUAGACAUGCUUUCCGAAGCAGGACUCCCUGUUAUAGAAGCCACCAGCUUUGUGUCUCCCAAAUGGGUUCCCCAGAUGGCUGACCAUGCUGAAGUCAUGAAGGGCAUCCAGAAAUUUCCUGGCAUCAGCUACCCAGUGCUGACCCCAAAUUUCAAAGGCUUCCAGGCAGCGGUUGCUGCCGGAGCCAAGGAAGUGGCUGUCUUUGGAGCUGCCUCCGAGCUCUUCAGCAAGAGGAACAUCAACUGCUCCAUAGAUGAGAGCGUGCGGCGGUUUGACGAAAUCCUGAAGGCAGCUCGGGCGGCCAGUAUCCCUGUGCGGGGGUACGUCUCCUGUGUGCUUGGAUGCCCUUACGAAGGGAAGAUCUCCCCGGCCAAAGUAGCUGAGGUCGCCAAGAAGAUGUACUCGGUGGGCUGCUAUGAGAUCUCUCUGGGGGACACCAUUGGCGUGGGCACUCCCGGGACCAUGAAGGAUAUGCUGUCCGCUGUCAUGCAUGAGGUGCCAGUGGCUGCCCUGGCUGUCCACUGCCAUGACACCUAUGGCCAGGCCCUGGCCAACACCUUGAUGGCCCUGCAGAUGGGAGUGAGCGUCGUGGACUCUUCUGUGGCGGGACUUGGAGGCUGUCCCUAUGCACACGGAGCAUCGGGAAACUUGGCCACCGAGGACCUGGUCUACAUGCUGGCCGGCUUGGGCGUUCACACGGGUGUGAACCUCCAGAAGCUCCUGGAAGCUGGGGCCUUUAUCUGUCAAGCCUUGAACAGAAGAACCAGCUCCAAAGUGGCUCAGGCUACCUGUAAACUGUGAGCCCCUUGCCCCCCGAAGCCCUGGGGACUGUGUGGGAAUAGGGACAUGUGUGGAUGACUCACAGAUGGGCAUGUGGAAAUGGGAAUGAAAUCAACAGGAGUAGGCACCUCACUGCCAGCUCUGCACCUAGGUCUCUCCUGGCGGAAAGGAGGUGGACUGGAGUUGCCCGGCCUCAGGCCCUCCCUGCCUGACCCGAGGAUGAGUGAGAGGCUUGGGCAGCUGGAGGUCUCCCUUCACCAUGGACCCAAAGGCCCAGGAGUUGGAUGCCUGAGGGCACUUGGGAACCCAAUUCUCUGACUUGGGUUGAUCCUCAAGUCUCAUCUCUGGGUGAAACCUGCCAGUUGGCCACUCUACACAGCUUGAUGCUGCCAUAUCCUUGGGGCCAUCGCUCGCUGACUUUGUAGGGCAAAGGGGCAGGGAGGAGUUUUUUCCUCAGCUGGCAGAGGGCAUUUGGUGAAGGGGUGAGGGCUGAGCUGUGGUGUGGCCACCUGCCAACUCCAGCACCUCUGGAAAAUCUCCACUUCGAACAUGAUUGUUGAAAACAGCUUACGUAAUUAAAGGUUUAAUGACAUAA